AUGACCACAGUCGAUACUCCUUACGUCCACGAAGGAGGCAUCAAGCCUUACUUCGAGCAGCAGAUACAGGACACAGAAAUCAAAAUCCAAAAUACAACGCAAAACUUACGAAGAUUGGAAGCUCAGAGAAACAAGCUCAACAGUAAAGUACGUCAGUUGAAAGACGAGUUGAGGCUUCUUCAAGAACCAGGCUCGUAUGUCGGUGAAGUCGUCAAGGUGAUGGGCUUGAAAAAGGUGCUUGUCAAGAUUCACCCUGAAGGCAAGUACAUUGUCAAUGUCACCAAAGACAUCGAUAUCAAGAAAUUGACACCUUCAUUGAGAGUGUGCCUCAAAGCUGAUUCAUACGAUUUGCACAAGAUCUUGCCCAACAAGGUCGAUCCAUUGGUGUCGUUGAUGAUGCUUGAAAAAGUGCCAGACUCCACGUACGACAUGGUGGGUGGUUUGGACAAGCAAAUCAAAGAGAUCAAGGAGGUGAUUGAGUUGCCUGUGAAGCAUCCAGAGCUUUUCGAGAGUUUGGGUAUCGAGCAGCCCAAGGGUGUCAUCUUGUACGGACCACCUGGUACCGGUAAGACGCUUUUGGCCAGAUCGGUGGCUCACCACACAGACUGUAGGUUCAUCAGAGUGUCGGGAUCCGAAUUGGUGCAGAAGUACAUUGGUGAAGGUUCAAGAAUGGUGCGUGAGCUUUUCGUCAUGGCCAGAGAACACGCUCCAUCGAUCAUUUUCAUGGACGAAAUCGAUUCCAUUGGUUCAUCAAGAGUGGAGGGCUCCUCUGGAGGAGACUCCGAGGUGCAGAGAACCAUGUUGGAGUUGCUUAACCAGUUGGAUGGUUUCGAGAGCUCCAAGGAUAUCAAGAUCAUUAUGGCCACCAACAGAUUGGAUAUCUUGGACCCUGCCUUGUUGAGACCCGGUAGAAUCGACAGAAAGAUUGAAUUCCCUGCUCCUACGGUGACGGCGAGAACGGAUAUCUUGAAGAUUCACUCCAGGUCGAUGAACUUGACCAGAGGCAUCAACUUGAGGAAAAUCGCCGAGAAGAUGGGCGGCUGCUCCGGUGCUGACGUUAAAGGUGUCUGUACAGAGGCAGGCAUGUACGCCUUGAGAGAAAGAAGAAUCCACGUGACGCAAGAGGACUUUGAGUUGGCGGUGGCGAAGGUGAUGUCGAGAAACGACGAAGGCGCCGUUUCCUUGGCCAAGCUCUUCAAGUAG
This is a messenger RNA of Candidozyma pseudohaemuli, 1203 nucleotides long. It is a transcript of the gene RPT6, whose product is annotated as proteasome regulatory particle base subunit. Gene Ontology annotation, molecular function: proteasome-activating activity; ATP hydrolysis activity; ATP binding. Gene Ontology annotation, biological process: proteasome-mediated ubiquitin-dependent protein catabolic process. Bases 1 to 1203 code for a protein of 400 amino acids. Gene Ontology annotation, cellular component: proteasome regulatory particle, base subcomplex. The record is from RefSeq and is a predicted model, not a curated record. The transcript has a single exon. Lineage: Eukaryota; Fungi; Ascomycota; Pichiomycetes; Serinales; Metschnikowiaceae.